CAUGACUUCACCACACAACGUACGCAGGAUGCCGGUUCACCGCGUAAAACAGUCCGAGCGCCGGCUCGCCAAGCUCAGUAAAAGGCGUGCCACAAGCGCGACGCCUUCACCUGUACGAAUACCCUCACCGCUGGCAUUGGAACUUGAGCACCAGGCUCGACUCACUGUGGACUUUGAGGACCCGCAAGAGUCGCAGGCAUUUCCGCUCUUUCGUUCGUCUACUUCCUGUGGUUCUCCUCACCAGGCAUCGAAACCGACGCGCCAGCAGCAACUCGAAGCUCAACUGCACAACAUCCUUCAAGAGUUGGACGAAACUUCAUCUGAGCCUCUCCCCGCGUAUUGUGAAAAUUCAGCGAUCCCACGCAGCUCCACGCCUACCGACUCUGCUCUUGUGACCAGCAAAGACGUCUUGCCGAAUACCGUCUCGGUGCACCAAAGCCAGACCUCGUCAAAGACGUAUCACGUUCCCAAUCCCCCUCCGCGCAUCUAUACGCAAGCCCCUAAACUCCAGUCUCGACUCAACACACUAGUUCGAAAGGCGAGUCAGCUCUGCCAGAUGUCCGAGACGGAGGUAUACAUGAUAGUUCGCUUUGGUGGGAGCUUCUACGUAUACAACUCAGUUGACUCGGCAUCAAGGUCUGCUCCACAACCGAAGGCCUACGAGCAGGUUGUUAACGUAGCCGUCGCGGCUAGUAGUAAUGGUCAAAUGGUAUGAUACUUUGUAGUGAGAAACCAACAUUGCAGGCGAAUCAUCUAUUAACUACAUAUAACGGUG
Cucurbitaria berberidis CBS 394.84 is the source of this 775-nucleotide messenger RNA. RefSeq lists its product as uncharacterized. NCBI's taxonomy places the organism in Eukaryota, Fungi, Ascomycota, Dothideomycetes, Pleosporales, Cucurbitariaceae. The record is from RefSeq and is a predicted model, not a curated record. Bases 29 to 715 code for a protein of 228 amino acids. The transcript is spliced from 3 exons.